UCCAGCAGCUCCACUUCCUGCUACACCUGUUUGUCAGGUAACCAGCCCGAAGUCCGCGGAGUCAGCUGAGAAACUGAGUUACGACAUAUUAAAGACUAUGGACGGAAUUUUACUGGAGCUUUGACGCAACUUGGACUUUUUUUUAAACUUCGGUUUGUUUCCAUCGCCGUGUCCUCAUAUUAAAAUGCGUCGCGGGAUCAUCGCUCUGAUCGUGGUUUUGCUGGCCCCUUCCCUAGUCUCCUCCAUCACAGUCAGUUCUCCGGCUGAAAUCCAUGCAUCUAAAGGCGACAUCGUCACAUUGUCCUGCACUUUCACGUCCACCAGCAGGCCGACCAGUAAGAUGACCGUCGACUGGUCCUACAGGCCCCAGACUGGAGGCCCACCACAGACAUUUUUCCACUUCUCCUCACGGGCGUUCCCCCCAAAUGACGGUCAGUUCACCGGUCGUAUCCGGUGGCAGGGAAGCCCGGCGCGUGGGGAGGCCUCCAUCUCGCUCAUCAACGCCACGCUGAAUGAUAACGGGACCUACACGUGUUCGGUCAGAAACCCUCCCGACGUCCACGGGUCCCCGACUUCACACACUGUCCUCACCGUCACUCCAAAGCCCCCCAGCAUUCGCUUCUCCGACAUUGCCGUCCUCCUCGCCUUUGUCCUCAUCCCCUCCGGCGUCAUCACCUUCAUCCUGAUUGGACGGAUGUUCUGUCCCAAGAGAGAGCACAACCAAUCCAAGGCCUACAGGUCGCCCAUAGAGGUCACAGAAGGGGAGGAAUACGGCAUCCACCCACCAGAGGCCAAAGUAAAGAGGGCCACAUGCUGUGACCUAUAUUUGAUGGACUCAGAUGAUGAAGAGGAGUAUUACAACCUAAAAAAGAGGCCUCCCACGGACGAAGGCUACGCUGAGUCUCAGUGUUAGACAGCCACCUGCCCCCUGGUGGUUGGGAGGUGCGACUGCAUCACGUCGGACCCUGACUCCUUUUACAAAAAUGGGAGGUACUGAAUGUACUGGAUUCUCGUCUUCUGUGCCACAGUCAACCACUCACCUUAGUCACUCUGGUGAUGGAGUUUACUCUCUGUGGUGACACCUUUGUAUUUUUGAUAUUCACACCUCAAAAUGUCAAUAAUCUGAUUUACCUUUUUGUCUACGAGCUCCUACAUUUCUCACGGCUUCUCAAGAGUUUGCUGCUUUUAAGAGAAGUAUUCAUUCCUGAAUUUGAGAGCUUGUUUGAUUGACACAAACACACAGAUAAAAGCAGUAAAUAUAUAUAUAUAUAUGUAUUUUUUAUAUACUGAUGAUUUGUAUGUUUCAUUCUUUCUCAUUAUGAAGGAGAUAGAUAUAUUUUGUCUAAUUUAUUGCCUGUGUCAGAGCGGCUGUAUGAAAUCUGUCUUUGUGUCUUUAGUGGAAUAUUUCUGUUAUAUCUUUAAUAUUUGGAGAGAAAAUAAAUGGUUUGAUUUGGAAAAAUUAGUUGUGACCAUUUGCUGCUGUUUACACAUAACACUGUAUAUGCAGUGUAUUUGAAAUAUUGUACCAUGUGUGCAGUGAAGGUGUGUUAUUUCUCAGUGUGGAUGUGGUCCUCUCAUGGACUGAGUCCUGGUUUUGGAUGCAAAGCUUUCUAAUGUUGUGUUAAUUAAUGUUUUAGAAAUCUUAAUCAAUUGUUCAGGAGCAGAUUUUUACGACUUUUGACAAUUUUUUGACAUUGGUUCAUCUUCGUUAGCAAACAGACACUGUUUGUUGAUAAAGCUGUUAGCCACCA
Messenger RNA from Lates calcarifer (barramundi perch), 1751 nucleotides. RefSeq names its product myelin protein zero-like 3 (gene mpzl3). The transcript is spliced from 6 exons. Gene Ontology annotation, cellular component: membrane. Bases 185 to 913 code for a protein of 242 amino acids. The record is from RefSeq and is a predicted model, not a curated record. NCBI's taxonomy places the organism in Eukaryota, Metazoa, Chordata, Actinopteri, Centropomidae.